CUUUUAGAGUUAAAACGAGUGAUUAACAGUUUUUAUUCUUCAGUCUGAGCAGAUGCCACCAGGGGGCUCCACUCUGCUCAACAGGAAAUCUACAGGUUUUAAAACAGAAUGAAAGAAGCUGGUUUUAAAGAAGAAGAAUGACCAGCUGUUGUUACUGAGGUGGAAUAAAAAGAGUUCUCACCACAGAUCAGAUGUUUCUGUAGAGAAACGGUCGACGUGUUGGUGAGGAGUUAAACUGUGUCCUGCUGUGAGGUGCUGUCACACCUGUCAGAGGUCAGCAGGUCAGACAGGUGGUGUCCAGGGUGUGAGGAGGGGGAGGAGGUAUGGUGGAAAACUGGGUGGAGGAGGUGUAGUUGCUGUGUCCUGUGAUCAGCUGCAGUGACGCUGACUGACCAGCAGAGGACCUCACAGCUCCUGGUCCUCAGGGGUUUGAAGGUGGAGGAGAGGAGGAGGUGUCGGUCUGAUGUGGAUCCAGACCUCCACUCUGAUGGUUCAGAGGGUCGUUGUGAAGCCUGGAAACACCUUGAAAACAGGAAACCUCCUCUAAGGUUUCUGAGCUGGUGUCCCAGAAACAGAAACUAACUGAUGAAGAUGAAGACCCCGUGGUGUGGCUGAAAGCUCUGGAAGCAGCCUGUCACUGAACCUCAGAUUCUGUGUCAGUAAAAGUGCUGCACAGUUUCCACGAAACUCCAUUCAAAAAACGGCCAUUUUAACUGUUUGACUUUAACCCCCAACACACACACACACGUGUGUAUACACACACGUGUGUGUGUGUGUGUGUGUUGGGUGUUCCCGAAAUAACUCAGCUUCAGUGUUGGAGGGGGGGGUGCUGACCUACAGAGCAGCAGCAGAGUUUUAACGUUCGAACUUCAGCUGAGAAACUGCAGAAAAUCCUCAGACCUUCAUGUUGGUUCUACUGAGGAAACAGAAAACAGAAGAAGAGAAAGGUCCGGGUCCAUCCGGAGGAGGACGGCCUGGAAAUCUGAACCGUGGCUUCUCUUUUCUUUUUCUCCUCCUGGAUUUAACUCGAACCAGAUGGUCCGCCUGCCAGACUCCACCGAUACUUCAGUUGUUUUUAACCAACCAUCAAACUCGGUCUGUUUUUCCUCUGAUUCUAGCCCUCGGUUUUUAACGGGGAAACGCGCAGUUGUAGCUCAGAUCAACGGUUGAGUUUUCCCGUUAACGGCUUUUCCUGUUCCUCUGAAGGUCCCGUUAUGAUCUGAGUUCUCAUCAGCUGACAGGACGUGGCUUUUUUCUGCUCAGACGGAUAAAAACAGACUGAGGACCUGGUUGUGUUGUGCUGUUUCUCUCUGGAGUAACGAGGAUCAUCUGGAAAUGAAGGAGAAACUUUUUCCUUUGAAGAGUCUCGUGGUUUUUUCCUUUAAACCCUCAUGAGGAAGAGGAGAUGCAGUUGCGCGUCUUCGCUGCUCUGCUGCUGUCUGAGUCCGUCCGCGGCGCAUACAGCGGUCCGCUCAAAAUCUGCGCGUUUUAAAGUUUGAUUCGUUACUGAUGAGAGUUCUUCGGAUUGAACACGUGAGUUCAAACAUUUUCACACUCUGAUGAAUCCACAUGCAAAUUCGGCAUCAAUAUAAUUCAUCAGAAGGAUCUUUAUUAACAAAAAGUCACAUUUAACAACCGAGAUACGCUCAUAUUUGGUGAGUAGAGGUUUGUCACCAAACUUCACUGAAAGUAAGUCGAUUUUUCAAACGGAGUUAGUUUGUGUUUGUAGGAUGAGUUAAUAACGACUCAGACUGUAACUCGGGAUAAAUAUAACCCAGCAGUCCCGAGUCAUUGAUGUUGAGGAGGAGCUGAUGAGGAUGAGGAGGUGAAGUGAUGCGGUGCCUCCUGGCUUCAGCCGGUGGACUCCUCCUGAGGGACGCCGGGAUGCUGCUCCGCCGCCGGUCCUGCUCCGGUCCGCUGCUCCUGCUCGGGGUGGCGGUGUGUCUCUUCUACCAGACCCUGAUGCUGGCCCGGAACCGGCUCCGGUCCGGACCACAACAACCCGCCGCCGAUGUCCGCAGCAGAAAAACAUCAGAUGAGCUCCUGAUGGAGGAGACGAGGAGGUUCAUCUCCACCCUGGAGACUUCACAGAGAUACACUCAGGUCCAGGUGUGGUCUCAGAGACCCCCCUGGUGUCGUCGGGCCGUGGUCCUGACAGGUCGACACCCGGUCUCUGACACCGAGGUCCAGCUGUACCAGCGGGUCCUGCAGCAGAUGGACUACGAGGUCCAGAUGUCCAGAUACGCAGAGACCAGCAGCUUCCUCCGAACAAACCACGGUGUGAGUGGGUGGAGCCUGCUGCUGUGUCUCAGUACGUCAGAACGGAGCUGUCUGAGGAGAAUCUCCUUCUCUCGCCUGCAGCGUCAACAGACGGUGAACCUGAUUCCUGUGCUGAUAGAGGCCUUCUCUGAUGCUGGUGGAGGUCUCUGUCACCUGUACACUCGCUCACACCUGACAGGAUCAGAUUUACCCAUGAGGCCAUACUCCUGUGGAUCGACCAAUCAGAAGCUGGAGAUUCCUCAGGACAGUCGCUCACCUGUGGGAACCCCACCUCCUGGUCUGGUUGCCACGGUGAACGUUCACGUCCUGGUGACGUCAGUCAGACCGCUGACAUCAUUCCUGCAUGACAUCAGCGUGGUGACGACCAAUCAGGAGCCGAGGGGACGACCCACAAAGCUCAGGGACUUCCUGCUGCAGCAGCUGGGACCAAUGAGCUCCCAUCAGGCCUUGGGGCAGGUGAAGCAGGUGAUAGGUGAAGUGCUACAGGCGGCAUUGACCAAUGACAAGAAACAAACAGUCAACAGGUGUGUGUUGUGUUACCAGCUGCUCACCUUCACUCUGCUGUUCAGCGGCUCCAUCACACCUGUUAUCAUCCAGGUUGAUGCUGACUUGACGCUUUCUGCUCUGAGCGAUGACACGUUUGAUGGACAGAUCACCAAAGACCUGAUCCUGGAGGACACGCUGCACUUCCUGCUGACGACACACACACACCUGUCCUCAGAGACACAGAUGGAAAGGAGACAAUACGGUGGCUGCAGAGGGACAAACAGUCUAUGUUUGUCAGACGAUGAGUUUCUUCUCCUGCUUCAGUUUCAGAGACAGAUGACGACACCCUCUGCUUUUCACCUGCUGUAUCCCAGCACCUCCUCCUCCUUCUCCCUCUCCUCCUCCUCUUCCUCCUCCUCCUCCGGUCCUCUCUCCGUCUCUGAGCUCCUGAUCAGGAUCAGUCGUUACUAUGAGCUCCAGAGAAACUUGAGCUCCAGACAUGAUACACAGGUUUCGACCAAUCAGGAGUCGGCGGUGUCGUCUUCACAGGACAGAGCAGCAGGUAAAGGCGGCUGUGUGGACCCCCACCUGAGGCAGAUCUACACUGACCCCCCCCUCCCCCUGACUCCCCCCUUCAGCCCCUGGGUGAAGGAGUACCACGCUGAGGUGACCUUUGACACGGUGAUGGUUCGACUCCGUCCGGAGCCCGUCAGCUCGGCCUGCCGGGUCCACCUGGAUGAGCACGGAGGACCCAGGAUGGCGAAUUACCCAGUCGGCCUUGGCAACAGCAGGAUCAGCAUCCUGGUGACAGACGACGGCGAGCCGGAGCCCGUUGUCAUGACGAUCUACACCGUCCACGUGUACCGAGAGAGCCGGCCCAGUCUGCCCAUGUUUGGAGAUCAUGUGACGUGCAGCUUCGUGCAGGACUGUGGUCUGCUGGUUCGGCCCGGUCGGUCCUGUGGUCUUCAGCCCUUCAUCAGGUCUCAGAGUCCACUUCAGACCUGCAGCUCCGGACAUGAACCAGGUCGGUGGGUGGUUCCGUGUCUCAGCUGCUCUGACAACAGGACGUGUGAUUGGAGGGAGGUUGCCUGGCAACCAGAUGGGUGUUACCACCCAUUAGUGGACCGCCCCCUGCUGCAGGACUGCAUGACGGACAAGAAGGUGUUGUUCUUCGGCGACUCAACCAAUCGGGGGAUGAUGUACUUCCUGAUGGAGCGGGUGAACUCAAGUCUGGAGGACUGGGGCAAAGCUCAUGACACGCUGGUCUACAGGAACCUGAACGGAGGACGGACUCUGGUCAGUUACUCGUAUUAUCCUCAGUUCUGGUUGGAGAAGAAGCGGAGGCCGACGUUCAGGCAGGCGCUGCUGACGCUGCUCAACAGGUCUCGACCUCUGGUGAACUCUGAGCUGACGGUGCUGGUGGUGGGAGGAGUCCAGUGGCUGAACACCAAUCACCUGAGGACAGUCAGAGAGGUGCUGGACAGGGAGUCUCUCAGUAACAUCCUGGUGGUGGUGAAGUCUUUGGGGAUGGGUUUCCAUCUUCCUGUGGAUGGGAUCAGGUCUCUCAGUCUGAGAGAAAUCCAAUAUCUCGACAAAGAGAACGACAACAUCAUCGCCACAGCAAAGUAUCAUGGGUACGAGGUGAUCGACACGUUUGGUAUCACAAUGGGUCGAUACAAAGAGUUCCUGCAGGGACGAUGUGCCUGCCACUUUCAUGAGGUGGAGAAGUUCUGGGCCUCCAGGACUCCAGACGACACGAUGUCCACCACCAACAGAACCAGAUCCACCAGAGCUGGACUCAGCAGCCAAUCAGCCGUGCAGGACAUGGACCAGGAGGCGGGGCCUGACGCCUUAACCUAUCACGUGAGAGGACCAGUGAACCAGGUGUACUCUGAGAUCCUGCUGAGUCGCCUGUGUCCCAGAACCAGAAAGUAAACACCUGAGAGAGGGAGUACAGGUGAGUCCUGUAGUUAGACUCACCUGUUGGGGGUGGGGGGGUGGGGGUAGACAGAGGAGUAAAAAACAAAUAAUGAGGAAAGAGAAAGAAGAAAAAGAGAGAUGAACUCUUUCCACUUUUCCUCUUCAGGACACAAAGAUGGUCUGUCUUUAUUUCCUCAGGAUCACACAUUUAUCUUGUGAUUUCAGCACCAACGAACCUUUGACAUGACAACAAAAAUAAAAAUCAAAUUCCAGGAGUUUUUAAGGAGUCCAGGGAAAAUUAGAUAUUUUCUUGUGUGCAGGAGAAGCAGCAGAUUCUUUCUCAUGAACUCCAGUGAUUCUCUGCUCAGCAGCUUGUUUUUAAUCCUAACCCUAACCCCAGUUACACAUGCACGUACAGCUAGUUACUGCAAAAAGGUUUUAUUAAUUCACUGAUCCUUUAUUGAUGCAGGAAGGUCCCACUGAGAUAUAAGAUCUCUUCCUCUGAGUCCAGGUUAGCUUCGACCACAGCUACAGUCAGAUUAGUAUAAACCACAGCUACAGUCAGGUUAUCUUAAACCACAGCUACAGUCAGAUUAGUAUAAACCACAGCUACAGUCAGGUUAUCUUAAACUACAGCUACAGUCAGAUUAGUAUAAACCACAGCUACAGUCAGGUUAGCUUCGACCACAGCUACAGUCAGACUAUCUUAAACCACAGCUACAGUCAGGUUAUCUUAAACCACAGCUACAGUCAGGUUAUCUUAAACCACAGCUACAGUCAGGUUAUCUUAAACCACAGCUACAGUCAGAUUAGUAUAAACCACAGCUACAGUCAGGUUAUCUUAAACCACAGCUACAGUCAGGUUAGCUUCGACCACGGCUACAGUCAGAUUAGCAUAAACCACAACUACAGGAAGGUUAGUUUAAACCACGGCUACAGUUUAGUCGGCACCUACUUUUUUCUAAUGCACAUUUUCUAUUUAAGUACAGUAUUUAGUUUUCACCACCUCAUUUCUAAAGGGCACUAACUAGUUUUACCAAACACCCCAGGUUUCUGUUGCAUAUUAACUAGUUUCUGACAUAUAAGGAGUGUCUGUUGCAUAAUAGCUAGUUUUCGAAGCACACUAAUUAGUUCCUGUUACUAGUUGUGAUGUGUACUAAGCAGUCUUUAAUCCAAAAAAUUUGGUUCCUGUGGUUCAACAGUUUCUCUGUAUCUGUGCCCAGCUAAACUCCUGUGUUGUAUCUGAAGUUAAUAACUGAUAAUUAUUCAAUAACUAAUGUCAUUGAUCGCUAACUCAGACCAGCUCCUCUGUGUAUAUUUAUAUUUCUACAUACCUCAGUCACUGACGUCGUAUUAAAGCCAAAGACUCGAUGAUAACUCUGUUUAUCAUGUGAAUGAAACGUCUUAUAUUUGAUCCUCUGCUUAUAUUUUCUAUAUUUUUCUACAGAUGUUUAUUGUGCCUUUAUCUCAUGUUUACAUGCUGGACAAAUAGAUUCUAUGAAUAUUUAUAUGAAUGUUAUAAUUCUCUCUGAAAACACAUUUUAUCUUUAACUACUGUGAAAUCUGUUUUUUAUUUCUCUGUCAGUCAUCUGACUUUGUAUCUGUUUUUUCUACUUCAAACUUUCACUCGUUCACCUUUUUAAAGAAAAUAAAAGUGUAACUUUAACAUUUUAAUAAAUCCUUUGUCAGAAAA
Molecule: messenger RNA, 6379 nt
Organism: Lates calcarifer (barramundi perch)
Lineage: Eukaryota; Metazoa; Chordata; Actinopteri; Centropomidae
Gene: cped1
Product: cadherin-like and PC-esterase domain containing 1
Exons: 22
Coding region: 1834-4701 (955 amino acids)
Source: RefSeq, a predicted model, not a curated record